Molecule: messenger RNA, 989 nt
Organism: Abrus precatorius (Indian licorice)
Lineage: Eukaryota; Viridiplantae; Streptophyta; Magnoliopsida; Fabales; Fabaceae
Product: peptidyl-prolyl cis-trans isomerase FKBP17-1, chloroplastic
Exons: 4
Coding region: 127-783 (218 amino acids)
Molecular function (GO): peptidyl-prolyl cis-trans isomerase activity
Source: RefSeq, a predicted model, not a curated record
UUUAACUAAAACGGCAUUUCUGAUCUUAAAAAGGGGGCAGAGAAGGAACAUAAGGAUUGAAGGUAAUCUACGACGGAAGUUGUUGUUAAGAGAACAUGUUUGGGAGUUUUAACGACAACUUGGAAAAUGAAGAUGAUAAUAGAAUGCUGUGUCCCUGCAAGUGCAACACGUGUCUAUCCAUGUAACAACAACAUGUUCGCUACUUGUUCAGCAAUAACAAGAAGACCUUUAUCCCUGUCUCUCGUCUCAACUAGUUUCUCCGCAUUCAUCUUCUCACUUCCUCCUCCUUCUUCCUCUUCUUUUCUCUCUCCUUCUUCAAAAUUCCCCGUAUCAGAAUUCUUUGUUAUCCCCAAUUCCGGUGGAGUUAAGGCUUUGGAUCUCCUUGAUGGCUCCGGUGAAGUUCCCGCAGAUGGGGACCAGGUUGCAAUACACUACUAUGGUAGACUGGCAGCAAAACAGGGAUGGCGCUUUGACUCAACUUAUGACCACAAAGAUGACAAUGGUGAUCCUAAUCCAUUUGUCUUUGUCCUUGGGUCUGGCAAGGUUAUUGCUGGAAUUGACGUGGCAGUGAGAUCAAUGAAAGUAGGUGGUAUUCGUAGAGUCAUCAUACCUCCAUCACUUGGGUAUCAAAACACAUCACAAGAGCCCAUCCCACCUAAUUUCUUUGACAGGCAGAGGCUGUUCACUACAAUUUUUAAUCCAACCCGCCUUGCAAAUGGAGAAGGCUCCACUUUAGGGACACUUAUAUUUGAUAUUGAACUGGUUAGCCUCUGGCAUCUGUGAAGUCAGCAAAUAUGAUCAAACAUCCAGAAGACAAAAAUAGUUUUUUUUUUCCUAGAGAAUAUUACAAUAGUCUAAAUGAGCCAGCAUUUACCUGUUUGUAAAUAACAGGGUAUUACUCAUGAAUCCCCAUGCAUGAACUUGAUUAUGCAAUGCUAAGAUCAGUUUUUAUCUCUGCCAAUGAUAAGAAUAAUCCUGAUUUCCAUGUU